CACAGCUUCAGGACAACAUCCCGCGUACGCCGUACGGUUCGAACGGUUUGCUGGCUGAAUCGUAACGACCUGACAGUCGGUGGACAGUUUUUUUUUUUGUUUCCGUUCGACUAGUUGCGAAUGUUCGUCCAGUGACCAAGCACUGCGUGGCGCUAAGUAUAAUCGACUCGAUUGCUCGAGUCGUUGUUCCCAUCCCCGUUUGACGUUUCUCGGUCGUCGGACUUCUUCAGGAUCAGCUGCUCACUCGAUAGGGGGAAUUAUUUAUUCAUACGUCCGGAGAAACACGCACCCCCCCCUCCCCCUCCCUACUCUCUGUCCCGCGUUUCUAUUGUGAACUGCAAGAUUCGUCGAGCGCGAGCGAAUCGUGACGUCCGACCGUUGCCAUGCCUCAGACAGAGAAUUAAACCGAGUGUGAGUAAAAUCGAACCGUGUCCGUGAUCGUAUGCAUCAUGCGAAGGGGUCCACGAUCUCUUCGAGCGAGCGUAGCCAAAUCGGUGGACUGAUCGGUGGUGUCGAUCGGGAACAACGAGAACAAGGAUGAAUGGUGGCUCGUAGAGGAGGAGUGUUAAGAUCAAAUACUGGUAACAAUCAUAGUAGUAGUAGUAAUAAUAAUAAUAAUAAUAACAACAACAACAAUAAUAAUAAUAAUAAUACGGUGAUUCGUAUGGACGCGCCGGUGAGUCUCAGUUUUACAACUGAGUACAUUCAGUGGAAGUGAGUGUGAAGAUACUCUGAAGGUAAAUUGAGUGCAGCAGAAAGAACAUCGAUAAAAAAUUCUUGUCACACAGAUGCGAAUCGCGAACACUGAUGUGAAGAAGAAGCGCGGUCCGCGCUGUUGGUAUCGUUCUGUUUGAGGGUACCGGUUUUCGAUUGGUUUAGGUCUAAGCCCGACAGCUUAGACUUGACUGGUUUCACGAUGAUGUACUCACCGGACAAAAUGAUGGGGAGUAAGGGGCUCCACGGGGCACCGAUCACUGCCCCGGGCUGUUUCCCUUCGGGAAGGUAUUCGCCACCACCUUAUCGUGCCGCACCGGAUCCCAUGCCGCCACCGCCGCGACGCUGUAUGCCCAAUCCCACAAGUCGUAUAUUGGAAGAUGCCUCCAUUAUGUGCAAUUCCUGGUCACCAAGGCAUAACGGUGACUUAUUCGGGGGUCUGAACAGCGGUCUACAAGACGGCUUACUUUCGAGGGCGGAAGCUUUGGCGGCGGAUUUGGGAAAACACAACGCGGGCACCCCAAUGCCUUUGAAGCACGACCCUGUUUCCGUCUAUCAUCAUGGAGCCCACAUGCCAACCCCCCAUCCAAAUAACCGGCCACAUCAUCAGGUACAUUCACACCUCUUUAUGAGCCAUCCGGGAAUGGAAAGUCUGGACAUGUUAGACCCGGCAAACUCGAUGACCACGUUAACGCCGAUGUCGGAGAACACGGGCGGCGGGCCGGGUCAUCACGCCGGGAUCCACGGCCCCUCGGUUUACGGGGGCAUGAACGGAAUGAUGGGUCAUCAUCAUCACCACGGAAACCUAAGCGGCGGCGGUGGCAGCGUGCCGCAUCCGGCUCAUCAUCAUCCAGCAAUGGCGGCGGCAGCUGCAGCAGCCGCUGCCGCCGGUCUUCAUCCCGAUGCGGACACAGACCCACGAGAAUUGGAGGCGUUCGCGGAAAGGUUCAAACAGAGACGCAUCAAGUUAGGCGUGACACAGGCGGACGUCGGUAAAGCGCUAGCGAAUUUGAAGUUGCCGGGCGUCGGGGCGCUCUCGCAGUCCACGAUAUGUCGAUUCGAGUCGUUGACGUUGUCGCAUAACAACAUGAUCGCGCUGAAGCCGAUCUUGCAAGCGUGGCUGGAGGAAGCGGAGGCUCAAGCGAAAAACAAAAGGCGAGACCCGGAUGCCCCGUCGGUUUUGCCGGCCGGCGAGAAGAAAAGAAAGAGGACGAGCAUAGCCGCGCCAGAGAAACGAUCGUUGGAGGCGUAUUUCGCCGUGCAGCCGCGGCCGUCCGGCGAGAAGAUCGCCGCGAUCGCGGAGAAACUCGAUCUGAAGAAGAACGUGGUCCGAGUGUGGUUCUGCAAUCAGCGGCAGAAGCAGAAGCGCAUGAAAUUCGCGGCUCAACAUUGACCCGAGGGUGGCUUGUGACAGCAAAACUGACCGUAUCAGUUGCCCAGUCUCGAGCCUAAACCAGAACCCUUGACCGAGUUUCAAGGAUGGCCUUGAAUAGAAAAACGGACAAUAUAAGAGGACGAAGGACGCCAUCGCUGUGAGGAUAGAGAAGUGCAAGAAGCGGUAGAAGUGGGAUUAACAGAGCACACUACUGGACUACUGGUUUUACGUAGUUGCUGAGAGAGAAUCGUUGGAAGUGAUGCGCGUACGACUUCUCGGUUUCAAGUGGAUCGCAAACGUGCUAAGCUCGAUGCUGCGGCCAAGUAAGCGAUAGUCAAACUGUCACAGGCAUAAUACCAAGAACAUACGUAUUUAGCGGUCAUAUCGCGCGCGCGCGCGCGUGCGUGUGAUGUUCUCGACGCGUCUGGCGGCGAGUUUUUCCACCGGAACCGACGAUGCACGACGAAUUGAUUCGCGAGCCUCUUCCCUCUUCGGAUUUACGAUUUUCACUUAAUUCACAACUAAUUACAACUCCGAUUACGAUGAAUAAUAAAUUUGUAUAAAUGGUGUUUACCGGUUCAUCGGUUAUCUAUUAUUAACACAUCAGGUGAAAAAUGAAUUGUUAGACUGUUUGGCGUUAAGAAAACAUCUCUCGAGUAUGGCGUUGAGAACUAAAUAAUAUUCCAUUCUGUACGUGAAAAUGGAAAUAUAGUCGAUUCGACAUUGUUUGUCAAUUCUACUUUUCUUUCUUUUUAAGGAAAAAUUUUUAAUUCAGAGAACUGAACAUGGAAUCUGGCAACGUAAUUGAUAAAACAGAAAUUCAACGACUAUAGAUAAAAGUAAUAAGAAUCGUCGAUGUUAUGUAGUGAAAGACACGAUAUAUAUUGCAUGAUGAGAAUAUCGUAUAAAACGACGUAAAAAUGCCCUUACGGAAACCCUAGAUCAAAUCAUCUGUAAAGUGAGAUAGAAUUUGUGUAGCAUAUCAGCUACGAUCGCGAUAAAACAGUUUACGAGCGUAUCCACUUUUAGACCAGCUUCUGCAGACUGGAAAUCGUCGUUGACGCCGAUUUCACGAUCGCGGUUUCAAAGGUUACUGAAUUCGGCAUAUUUCGAAAUUUACACUUUCUGAUUGUUCGUAACCCCAUACUCCAGAUGUAUGGAAUAAUAUUUUGUGCCUUGAAUUUUUCAUAUUUU
Molecule: messenger RNA, 3283 nt
Organism: Frieseomelitta varia
Lineage: Eukaryota; Metazoa; Arthropoda; Insecta; Hymenoptera; Apidae
Gene: acj6
Product: inhibitory POU protein
Exons: 4
Coding region: 917-2107 (396 amino acids)
Biological process (GO): regulation of transcription by RNA polymerase II
Molecular function (GO): RNA polymerase II cis-regulatory region sequence-specific DNA binding; DNA-binding transcription factor activity, RNA polymerase II-specific
Source: RefSeq, a predicted model, not a curated record